AAACGUGCGAGGCGAACACUCUCUCUGAUGCUCCGGUGAUUAUUCUCCCGCCGAAAAUCUCCAAAACGUCGCCGUUCGUCUCCUCUCCCUCCCUCCCUGUUUCUCGGCUUAAUCAUCUCCAGAUUGCAUAUUUGAUUGGAAUUCGAAACUCGAGUGAAGGAAGAUGUUGAAGCAGGUGCUUGGGAAGGUGUGGAACAAAGGAGGGGCUUAUGCCUGUGGAGACAGAAUCAGGCCUUGCUUGUAUGUCCCAAACAGUGGUUUCCACAAUGCACAGGUCCAUCGUGCACCGAGAAGUUUUUUUGGAGUAGAGGAUUUUGUUGAUGAUGACAAUAGUCGGCCAUACACUUAUCAGAAGGAAAAGAAGUCCAAAAAUCCACAGAAGCAUGUAUCGUUCAAGCAGCGCACUAUAGCCUACUUAGAGCCAUUUACACUUGAUGUGUUCAUCUCAAAACGGUUUGUGUCAGCCUCAAUCACGCACAGGGUAACAUGCAAGCAGGUUGCAGUUGCCGGUACCAACUCCAAAGACAUAAAAGCUGCACUCAAGUCCCGUUGCGAUAUACCUGCCUGUAUAGCCAUUGGCCAAAUUUUAGCCGAUAGGGCAAGAGAAGCAGAUGCCUAUACUGCUUCAUAUACACCAAGGGACAGAGACAAGUUUGAAGGGAAGAUUAGAGCAGUUGUUCAAUCCCUCAUUGAUAGUGGGAUUGAUGUUAAAAUUUAUCUCAACUGAAUUAAUUUUAUUUCUUUGUUUUGGAUUAGGUCUUUUCUCGACCCUUUGGGUGGUUUUGUAUGUACGUUACUCUUAUAUGAGCUUUAAGGGCAUCACUGCCAAUAUUUCCAGAACUCCAGUCAGCAAGUAUAGGUUGGUAACUUUUGCCUUAUAAUGAAAUUUUGUACUGUU
This is a messenger RNA of Argentina anserina (silverweed cinquefoil), 898 nucleotides long. RefSeq lists its product as uncharacterized. The transcript is spliced from 3 exons. The record is from RefSeq and is a predicted model, not a curated record. Lineage: Eukaryota; Viridiplantae; Streptophyta; Magnoliopsida; Rosales; Rosaceae. Gene Ontology annotation, cellular component: ribosome. Gene Ontology annotation, biological process: translation. Bases 164 to 727 code for a protein of 187 amino acids. Gene Ontology annotation, molecular function: structural constituent of ribosome; 5S rRNA binding.